Messenger RNA from Striga hermonthica, 696 nucleotides. The record is from the annotation of a GenBank genome assembly. NCBI's taxonomy places the organism in Eukaryota, Viridiplantae, Streptophyta, Magnoliopsida, Lamiales, Orobanchaceae.
AUGGAGAAACACGUACAGAUACUCCUCAACAGGCUCUCCUUUGCCUCCAUAGCCAUAGCCACGCUGACCCUCUUGCUCCUCUACCUGCAAACCCCCGACACCUGCGUCGACCCGGCCGACCCCAACCCGAAACCCCACACCCGAUUCCCCAAAUCCACCUGCGACUUCACCCACCGCCCCUACACCUCCGUCGACAAGCGCAACCGCCGUCUCCGGUCCACCAACGCCUGGAAAACCGCCGUGGCCUCGUACGCCUCCCUCCUGAAGGUGCUCCAGGCCCGAAACCACCUCUCGAACGACUCCCGGGCUCUGGUCGUCUCCGCCGGACCGGGUCACGCUGUGCAAGCUCUGCAGGAUAUGGGCGUGGAGGACGUAACCGGGGUGGAGCUGGUGGAAUCGCCGCCGCUGGUGAGCCGGGCGGAUCCCCACAAUCUACCCUUUUUUGAUGGGAUUUUUGAUCUGGGGCUCGGGCUGUACCUGGAUCGGGCCCUUUUUCCGGGCCGGUUCGUGGGGCAAAUGGAGAGGACGGUGAGGGCUGGUGGGGUUUGCGUGGUGACUGUGGAGGAGUGCGGGCCGAACGAGGUGAAGAAGAUCGUGAGGUUGUUUAAGAAAUCAAGGUUUGUUGAUGCGGAAAAUGUGAGUUUAGCUGGGGAGAGAAGGACUAGGAUUGUUAUGAAAGUUGAGGAUAAUUCGUAA